AUGGACGGUCCGGGUGCAGACGAGGACCUGGACCUCUACGCCCUCCUCGAAGUAGACAAGUCGGCUAGCCCCAACGAUAUCAAGAAGUCUUAUCGAAAGUUGGCACUGCAACACCACCCUGACAAGGUCUCCGAAGACAUCCGUGCCGAGUCCGAAGCCAAGUUCAAAGCGAUUACGCAAGCAUACGAAAUCCUUCGCGAUGAGGAGAAGCGCCAUCUCUACGACACCCACGGCAUGGCUGCCUUUGACCCCUCACGAGGGGGGCCCGGCGGUGCCGAGGUUGAUCUCAACGAUAUUCUCUCCCAGAUGUUCGGCAUGAAUAUGGGCGGUAUGCCUGGUGGCAUGCCCGGUGGUGGCCCCCGGCGGCCGAGACGGAGCCCGGACGAAGAACAACCCUACAAAGUCACGCUCGAAGAGCUGUACAAGGGCAAGACAGUCAAGUUCGCCGCUGAGAAACAAGUCAUCUGCGGUCAGUGCAAGGGUAGCGGUGCAAAGGACAAGGUCAAGCCCAAUACCUGCGACCGCUGCCGUGGUAUCGGCCGCCAGGAAGCGUUCCGUCAGGUUGGCCCCGGCCUCGUCCGCAAGGAGGUGAUCCCCUGUGACCACUGCCAGGGCUCUGGUAUGUACUACAAGGAGAAGGACCGCUGCAAGAAGUGCAAGGGUAAGCGGACCGUCAAGGAGACCAAGGCACUAGAGCUCUAUAUCCCUCGCGGUUCCUUGCAGGGCGAGCGAAUUGUGCUCGAAGGCGAGGCCGACCAGAUGCCCGACAUGACGCCCGGCGACCUCAUCUUCCACCUUAUCGAGGAGCCACACGAUGACUUCACCCGCAUCGGCCACGAUCUCUCGGCAGACCUACACGUCACCCUUGCCGAGGCUUUGUCCGGCUUCUCUCGUGUUGUCAUCAAGCACCUUUGA
Molecule: messenger RNA, 915 nt
Organism: Chaetomium globosum CBS 148.51
Lineage: Eukaryota; Fungi; Ascomycota; Sordariomycetes; Sordariales; Chaetomiaceae
Exons: 3
Coding region: 1-915 (304 amino acids)
Biological process (GO): protein refolding
Cellular component (GO): cytoplasm
Molecular function (GO): Hsp70 protein binding
Source: RefSeq, a predicted model, not a curated record